Molecule: messenger RNA, 546 nt
Organism: Anastrepha obliqua
Lineage: Eukaryota; Metazoa; Arthropoda; Insecta; Diptera; Tephritidae
Exons: 2
Coding region: 71-484 (137 amino acids)
Source: RefSeq, a predicted model, not a curated record
GAAGGAUAUUCCGUCCAGGCCGCGAGCAAGGGUUUGGUUACCUUCAACCGUCGAAGACCCGGUAGAGAUUAUGAAGCUCAUCCGGGUCUGCAAUCCAGAUAUCCCAACGCAGGAGUGGAGAUACGUCAAAACCAUUACCAACCAAAACAGCGCGGACGAAUCGAAAGAGCAGAAGCGCGCCACCAUGCAGGCUCUCCUGCUCCUCACGGAGAACUCAAUUGAACCGUUAGCGAAAUGCGACGGGCAACUGAGGUACGGUUUUGUAAAGGUGAAGCUCCACAUUUAUAAAACCGACACGGAUGCAAUUGAGUUCCUUGCCACAAAGGAAAGCGAAAAGCCCAUGAGGGAGCUGGAACCCAUGAGCGAAACCGAGCCAAUGAGCGAGGACGACCAGCCCACCGAAGAAGAAUACGCCUCUUCAGGCUCAGAAAUGGGCUUAGGGAGGUUGUACUUCGAACGGGAGGAUAAAUCUACACCACUGUAAAGAAGCCUGCCUUGCCCUCCUGGAUCGUCUGGCAGAAGAUCAGCCGGACGUAGUCCUCAUCC